GCUGGUGUUUUAGGUUUUAAAAAGGGGGGCUAGGGUUUUAGCUUCUUGCCUUCCAUAGCUCUAACAUCUCUCCAUAGCUUCCCCUUCCCCCACAAAACAACACACGAAAUACAAUGAGCAACGACAAGGAUAACUUUAACAUGUCCGAUCUCAACGCCGCUCUCAACCAGGAGGAUCGAGCAGGCCUCGUUAAUGCUCUCAAGAAUAAGAUACAGUCUCUUGCUGGGCAGCACUCCGAUUUGCUCGAGAAUCUACCUCCCAAAGUCAGGAGACGUGUUGAGGUUCUCAAGGAGAUCCAGGGCCAACAUGAUGAAUUAGAGGCGAAAUUUUUAGAGGAGAGAGCGGCUCUUGAAGCAAAAUAUCAAAAGUUAUAUCAACCAUUAUAUACCAAGAGAUAUGAACUUGUAAAUGGUGUUGUUGAAGCUGAAGGAGUUACUGAUGAGGCAGCUCUGGAAGGAGAAGAUAAAGCUGCUGAAGAGAAAGGGGUACCCGAGUUCUGGCUCACUGCAAUGAAAAAUAAUGAAGUGCUAGCUGAGGAGAUAUCCGAGCGUGAUGAAGCAGCUCUGAAAUAUCUCAGAGAUAUUAAAUGGUGUAGAAUAGAUAAUCCAAAGGGGUUCAAACUUGAGUUCUUCUUUGACACAAAUCCUUAUUUCAAGAACUCUGUCUUGACAAAGACAUAUCACAUGAUUGAUGAAGAUGAACCUAUUUUAGAGAAAGCAAUCGGGACAGAAAUUGAGUGGUAUCCAGGAAAAUGCUUGACGCAGAAGCUCCUUAAGAAGAAGCCUAAGAAGGGAUCAAAGAAUUCGAAGCCAAUUACUAAAACUGAAAGUUGUGAAAGUUUCUUCAACUUUUUCAGUCCACCUCAAGUCCCCGAGGAUGACGAGGAUAUUGACGAGGAUGCUGCCGAGGAACUCCAAAAUCAAAUGGAGCAAGAUUAUGACAUUGGGUCAACUAUUCGAGAUAAGAUCAUACCCCAUGCUGUAUCAUGGUUUACUGGGGAGGCUAUUCAGGAAGAUGAGUUUGGAGACAUAGAAGAUGAUGAUGAAGAUGAAGAUGUUGAAGAUGAUGAUGAGGAAGAGGAGGACGAUGAAGACGAAGAAGAUGAUGAUGAAGAUGAGGAGGAAAGUAAGACCAAAAAGAAGUCAUCGGCUGGACACAAGAAGAGUGGAAGAACACAAGCUGUGGAUGGUCAGCAGGGUGAGCGGCCUCCAGAAUGCAAGCAACAGUAAGAUUAGUAACGUUUGCUGUAGCAGCAGGUGCAAUACGCCCGAGAGUUGUCAUGGGGGUCACUGCAAAAUGUUAAUCAAAAAGAGGUGGCGAUUUUGAAUUGUUCUUUCUUUCAUAUUUUUCUUCCUAAUGUUAUAUGAGGAAUGAUUUUGGGUCUCUUUUUCUCCCUUUCCUUAUCUUGAUGUUGGUUUGAAAAGACUGGUUUAUAUAGUGAGAUAUGUCCUGUGAUUUGUUGAUGCAUGUAGGGGUCUUGAAUGUUUCCAGUAUUGUUUCUAGUAAAUCAGCUUUUUGGUA
Messenger RNA from Juglans microcarpa x Juglans regia, 1521 nucleotides. RefSeq names its product nucleosome assembly protein 1;2-like. The record is from RefSeq and is a predicted model, not a curated record. Gene Ontology annotation, molecular function: histone binding; chromatin binding. Bases 114 to 1229 code for a protein of 371 amino acids. Gene Ontology annotation, cellular component: chromatin; nucleus. The transcript has 12 exons. Gene Ontology annotation, biological process: nucleosome assembly; somatic cell DNA recombination. Lineage: Eukaryota; Viridiplantae; Streptophyta; Magnoliopsida; Fagales; Juglandaceae.